Syngnathoides biaculeatus (alligator pipefish) is the source of this 6398-nucleotide messenger RNA. RefSeq names its product zinc finger protein 608 (gene znf608). Gene Ontology annotation, cellular component: nucleus. The coding region runs from base 288 to 3854 and encodes 1188 amino acids. Lineage: Eukaryota; Metazoa; Chordata; Actinopteri; Syngnathiformes; Syngnathidae. Gene Ontology annotation, biological process: regulation of transcription by RNA polymerase II. The transcript is spliced from 10 exons. The record is from RefSeq and is a predicted model, not a curated record.
GAGGGGGGGGGAGAGUAGGAGGACGAGGAGGAGGAGGAAAGAAAAAGGCGAAGAAGCACAUCAGGACGCCGUGCGCCUGCACCUGCGCCAUCCAUCCUUUAGUCGUCCAUCAUCCAUCCUCCACAGCUGUGCGCGCUGGAUUGCGGCUUGUCGGCGCCCAGACGGCCGCAUGACGACGUCACCAACGCGGCCAAGAAGCACCGAGGAGGAGCCCGCACGGUCAGUAAGGGAAGGAAAGAAGGAAGGAGAAAGCAGCAAAUGUGCUCGGGAAGGUAGUGAAGGCCACGAUGGAGGUGGAGCCCAUGUUCACUCUACCAGGCAGGGCCCCCGCUCUUGGCCAAGUGGGGGCCAACGGACCCUCGCUGCCUUCUUCAGCCACCUCUUUUCCCAACCCUGUGGCCCCGCCUUCUUGUAACACUGUGAGGACGCGAUCCGUCGGCACCAACACGCAGGAAGUGGCCCUUCCUUCAGCGCACAACUCAGACGCUGAUUUCCUGGGACCUUGUCAGCCGGGUACUAGCGUCAACCUGGAGGGCAUUGUGUGGCAUGAGACCCAAGAAGGCGUGUUGGUGGUCAACGUGACGUGGAGGAAGAGGACGUAUGUGGGAACAUUGUUGGACUGCACGAAACUUGACUGGGCUCCUCCCAGGUUCUGCGAGUCUCCGUCCAGUGAUCCGGAAAUGCCAGGUGGGCGGGGCCGUGGGAAAAGAUUGCGUCUGGCUUUGGCGGACCGGCCCUGUGGUGCGUCGACACUGCCGGUCAAAGUGCGAGGUCUGACGCAGCAUCGGAGCCGCGGUGGCGGAAUCGUAGCCUCGCCAGUGCACAGCAAAAGCCGAAGAGGAAGUUUGAAACUCCUUAGCAACUGCAGAGCAUCUCCCCCUUUCUUCACCACGGAAGAAACCAAACCCACCAACAGGGCCACUGUCCUUCCAUCUGGCAAGCGGAAGAACAAACCGCUGGCUGACCUGGACCUUAGUCUGGUGUCCUCAGAGGAUAUUAAGAACGGGAAUGGGAAAAGGAUUCGAGCCAAAUCCCGCAGUGCCCCUUCCACACCGCAGGGAAAGUCGGACCCAUCUUUCCUUGACCCAGGGGGGGGUUGCACCUCCUCACCUCCUCCAAUUCUCAUCGACUGCCCCCACCCCAACUGCACCAAGCGCUAUAAGCACAUCAAUGGGUUACGCUACCACCAGACUCAUGCCCACCUGGAGGUGGAGGAACAGAGGAAUCCUGAGAGCGAGGAACGACUGUCAGACUGUGAGGACGCUGUCUAUGACCUUGCGGAGUCUAAUAGCAAUGGCACCACUGCCAACAUCUCAACCAAGAAAGCUACCCCGUUGUACAAGGUGACCUCAGUAGGCUCACCCAAGAACCGGCGGCUGCUUCUCAGCACUAAAACCAGGAGGAGUUCCCUGCUGAAGGAUGGCUUGAUGGAUGACCUUAGCAACCUGCCCAUCAUUUCCAAUAUGACUGUUGUUCUGGAGAACUGCAUGGUGUCGGACCGGAGCGCCACUGUGGAGAUGCCCAAGCUGGAAGCUGAGGGUCUGAUUGACAAGAAGAUCCUUUGCGACAAGACCAAAAAAGCCAAUGGUAAGGUAGACAAACUUUCCAAGUCGCGGACUAACCGGUUGAUUGCUCCUGCUCCUGCCCCUCCAAAGCUUAUUGCAAUACCAAAUGCGCCAUAUCCAACAGACAGCACUGCCUCAGAGCAGUCUUCCCCUGUGCCAGCUGUGGGCCUGAGCAGCAAGAACCCUUCCCUGAAACCCAUCAAGCCAAAGCUCAGCAUUGUCGUGGAACCCAGCCUGGUCAAAGCUACCCUGUUGACCUGUAAAGACAACCGCAAGAAAGAAAAGCGAAGAAUAAAAGACAAACACAACCGCGACACGACCGCUCUGACCGCAAACGGUGACGCCAACAAAAUGGAAGACAGCGCUUCUAAAAUUGCCACUAAGGAGAUUCCCGGAAGUCUCCUGAAGGAGCACCUGAGCAAGCAAGAUGUGACGAAUGGGCUCAACGAGACCCAGGAAAGCCGAAUGGCAAGUAUCCGUGCUGAGGCCGACAAGGUCUACACCUUCACAGACAACGCCCCCAGUCCUUCCAUCGGAAGUUCAUCGCGGCUCGAUGCUCCCAGUGGUUGUCUGGUGAUGGGGGACAGCAAGGACAACAGCCCUGCCUACUCAGACAUCUCUGAUGCGGGGGAUGACGGCGUGUCCUCUGAAAAUCGCCUAGAUGGACUUAGAUCAAGAUCAGGUCCCCCUGUAUCUUCCGUAGUCAACUCUAACAGUAACCAUCAUAACGCCAGGAAGACACCACCCACAGUGCCCGACCCGCCUUCCACAAAAGAGCCCCUGUCACCCUACUUCCACAGCUUUGAGCCGUAUUUCCUGCCAGGUUAUGUGCAUUCGGAGAGGCAGAAUAUCUACCACAAAACUUCUUAUCACGAAUCGAAAAGUAAAGAUCGAAAGGAGGAUGCUAAAGACGAUGACAAAGGUUCUAUCCAUGUCUUUGUGGACUGUAAGAAAGGCCAUGGACAGGCGGCGCCAUCUCAGCUGCAGCUCGCCAUGAGUCAGACCCAGACCGCCUUAGCCCAGUCGCUAUACUACGGCCAAUACUCGCGAGGAGUCUACAUGGACCACAAACUCCUAUUGGCUUCCUGUGAGCAGAAGCAACGGGGUGAGAGGGGGCCGGCUGGGCGAGAUGGGAAUGUCAGACACACCAGCGCAGCUAAAGUGACUGAAGUUGGUAAAGGCUGCUGUCCCAAAGCCAUCCUGACCUACUUGGAGGAGAGGGGGGAAAGAGUGCUGGGCUUGAAGGUGGACCAGCACCAUAUUUCAACCAAAGACUGCGAGGACAUCAAGUCACCUUCCUCCUCCUCUUCUUCCUCCUCCUCAUCUUCAUCCUCGUCACACCACAACCCCAACACUCAGACAGAUCUGGACUCAAAUGUUCCCUAUUCCAGCCCCCCAGACGGGCCCACGUGGCCCCACCGGCUGGCUCACAGCAAAUUCUCAGAGCUGGAGAGUCCACUUGGGGAGGCAGCAGAUGAGGGGGACGUGGAGAGGUCAAAGGAGUGGGGGAGUACCACUGAGCUGGCUGGGCCCAAAGCGACCUCAGCAGGAGGAGGCAUCGCCCGUGAUACUAAAAAAGUCCAGGGGCCACACAGCCUGCCACCACCGCUCGACCCAGACGACUCAGACGGCUUGGAGGAGCUGCAGGAGGAACCCAUGGGAGUCCUGUCGGGGGAGUCGCAAAGUGCUCGGGCAGCAGUGUCUCCCCCAAUGACCCCCCAGCAGCCUUACAUCCAGUACCAGCACUCCUCGUGCCCGCCCUACCUAGCAAUGUGUGAGAGCGGCCGGGUCUCCUACAGGGGCGCAUCCCCCACACUGGUCCAAAACUACCCAGGCUUCCACUACCCUUUGUACGGCAAAACGGCAGGACGGGAGGAGUCCGAGCCCAGUGAAAAAGGUUCCCCUGAGGCAGACCACGAAGUAGACCAAAGUGACCGAGGUCACGUGACCUUGGGCCGACACCUGCACACACACCAUCACACACACCUCGGACUCACCUACAACCUGGUGGCGGGACAGUAUGACAUCUACCCAGGUUUAAGCUCCAGGCCUCUGAUGUCUGGUCCACAGGUGUCUGGACGAACUUCUGCUGCUUUAAGAGAGCAGUCUUUUUGGCAGUUGUGUGCAAGCGACAGCAUGUAUGUGGAAACUUCUAGAGAGCGAGCUGAAGAAGUAGCGACGUGGCAGAAGGAGAAGACAAACGCUUCAAUUCCCUGGUGUUCCUCGGGGAAGCCUCAGUGUGAGAGGCAGGCACGAAAAUCGAACAAGAAAAGAAGACUCGUUUCUUAAGAGCGCCACCUACUGCGCAGGUGUUUUUGUAUCGCACAGAAAGUGCAAGGAAAAGUGUACAAAAUAUAGCGCGGUGUUUCUAAACGCACAUUGUUCUGACUGAAUGUACUGAUGAUUUGUAUCACUACCCGCUAACUGUACGUGUUGAUUGUAUCGUCCUAUGUGAGCGUAGCCCUUCACGCCGCUGUACAUAGCAACCACAGUCAUGCGCUCAUUAGCAUAAGUUCACCCCCACUCCUGGCCAGAAGGGGCGGGGCUGAAAGUGGAGGCUGCGUUCAACAAACGCGGUAACUCGUACUUCUGACCAGGAAAAGUGACAUGAUUGAGCGCGAUGAAGUCAUGUGACGUCAUAAAGCAAAGGCCAAAACAACAACUAUCAAGUAAAUAUAUUCAGGUUUACCUGAAAUCCCAGCUUUGAUUUAGUGAAAUUUCCCAAUGAUCAAUAAUUACACUAUAGGUACUACACUAUUCAUAAAGUUAGUAUGUUCCGAAAGGGCUGUCCAGCUUUAUUUCCAUGACGACGAGGGGGCGUGGAUAAGAUGGGGUAUUGCCGCUAAGCGAGUGGCUUCUACUUGUGGAAGCAAAACCUUUUAAAGAAACCAGUACCCGUAAAGACAAUAAAGACGUUUUCCCUGGUGGAGGCAGCACGUCAUACACUGAGCGCAGCAGAUCCAAGCAUGUGCUGAAUGUAGUAGACACCUCUGCAAAUACUCCCCCAUACACGUUUACAUUGACGCCAUUACGUAGACAAGUUGUGCUGCUUAUCAAAAGCUAAACUAAAACUGAUCUGUGCAUCUAAAAAAAAAAAAAAAUAAAUAAACUGCUUACUUAUUCGACUUUGACGUAAUAGUUUUAUAUAUCUUAAGUCGCCAAAGUCCCUCCACAGACCCAACAAUUUGUACACAAGACAUUAAAAAGUUUAUUUUACAACUCAUGCCGCCCUGAGCACAAACUCUAUUUAAAGAAAUUCUGUAUGGACAAAUACCUCAUCAAAUGGGAUAUUUCUGACUUCCCAGCAGACAUUGAAAGCAACAUACUGCUCACUUUUUUUUUUUUUUAAUCAAAUUGAGGCCUCAAUACUGUGCUUGCACAGAACAUUUAGCACAAUGCAAUGGCUGUCAAACUUUUUACAACAAGUACCACUUGAAAAAAAAUACUUAGGUCUCCAAGUACCACCGUAAUGACCACCGUUAAAAUAGGCUUCGAUGUUUAGGAAAUGAAAGAAAGAGGUUUUAUUUGAAAAAAAAAAAAAAAAAAAAGUAAUCAUACUCCACUAUAACAUUAGGCACAGUUUAAACAUUAAUGCUGUGAGUUACAUAAAAAUUGUACUUACAAAUGUUUUUAAAACGGUUAAAGAUUAAAUGGAAAUAUAUUGUACUGUACUUAAUAGUUCAAUGCAACUGAACUGCACUUGAAAAAUGUACUGUACUUGAAAAGUAAAAAAAAUGUACAGGUUGAAUGCACAGAUACAUGCUUUAUUCUAAUGUUUUGUUGUAUUAUUUAAAAUGUCUCGUGUACCACUAGAAGGUACUCUUAGGACACUGAGAUUCACUAUUCUAAUGGAUGACCCUGUCAAACAGAAUUUUUGAGACUUCCCAGCAGCCCUUAAAUGCACCGUAAGAUGGCGACAACAUCCAAAAAUAGAAUAGAAUAAGAUUUUAAAAGUCCCGCAAAUGUGUUGAUGAAAUUCCCAUCAGGUCAAAUUUAUGUAGGACAUAAAUUUAUAGGGAGCCUUUGCAGUGUUCGAAACUGGUCGCAAAACUCGAAUGUAGUCUAGUAAUUUGAGUAUUCCACUGUAGUGUCAGCAAACCUCCUGAAGCCCAAGGGAACUGGUCAGAGCAAAGCUAAUGGUGUGGUGAUUGAGACCUCCUCAGUCCUGCUUUCUGUCUAUGGUUGUUUUUCUUUGGGCGGCGUGGUUUCCUGCAAAUCAAAUUUGAGCGACAAUAUGGGGACAGGAUUCCCCCCCGCCCCCUAGAAAUCAUUUUUAAAAUGUAACGUCCACCCCGAAAUAAGAGGCGCUCAGACAUGAAAUUGUUGUGCUUCUCUCCAAGAGAAAUGUUCUUGAACAAAAGCUGUCGACUUUUAACAUGGGAGUUCUGCGGUCCUUUGCUGUUGUCCUAACCCGCUGUGCCCCCCCUCCUCCUCCUCCUCCUCCUCCUCCUCCAAUGCACUAUCUGAGCCUGUGAUGCUGGAUAUGAAGUCACUUAGGGUAGUAAGGAUAUGAAAUAUAACACGUGGUGCUGCUCUUUGACGUGGGCCCCCCUGUUGCAGCCAUACUCUCACAUCAGUAAUAAUAUCUAAACGUAGCAAAACGUAAAGGAAUCCAACUUUAAAUGAUCAUGUACUGUGUUAUGAUGUUGUGUGUCCUCCAGCAACGGCUCUGCCUCACUCCAUACAAACUACAUACAUAGUACAUACAGUACAUACUACUUGAACAUGGUGAUCUAAUACUGUAUCUGUUUACAAAAUGCGACCACAGAGGACGACCGUCGUCAUCCAGUGGCCAUGGUGUAUCCAUCCCUUGAAUAUAAAUUCAUAUAUUAU